This is a messenger RNA of Phragmites australis (common reed), 552 nucleotides long. RefSeq lists its product as uncharacterized. Gene Ontology annotation, molecular function: protein binding. The record is from RefSeq and is a predicted model, not a curated record. NCBI's taxonomy places the organism in Eukaryota, Viridiplantae, Streptophyta, Magnoliopsida, Poales, Poaceae.
AUGAGUGAAGUGUUCAUUACACCUCUGCAACAAAAAUGCUGGAAGCAUCAGUCAUCCUUGCGCUUUGAUGGUAAACUUGCUGUCAUUGCUGGGGACAAUCGUGGACUUCUGGUUGACGCUAAUUCAGGAAAACUUACCUCUGCUUGUUUCUCGCUGACGCUUCAUGAUCUCCGUGGCCAUUUGGAUUAUUCCUUUGCAUCAGCAUGGAACCCAGAUGGCCGAACAUUCGCCACUGGAAACCCAGACAAGACAUGCAGGGUAUGGGACAUCCGCAAUCUCUCAAAAUCAGUUGCUGUAUUGGGUGGCAACAUUGGAGCCAUAAGGUCAAUUCGCUGCACGUUUGAUGCAAGGUUCAUGGCGAUGGCAGAACCUGCAGAUUUUAUCCACAUCUUUGAUGUCGCGAGUGGGUACAGCAGGAAGCAAGAACUGGAUUUCUUCGGUGAGAUUGCAGGCAUUUCAUUCAGUCUGGACACUGAGGCUCUCUUUGUUGGUUUGCACGACCGCACAUACAGCAGCCUCCUUCAGUUCAAUCGGCGACGGUUCUACUCGUAG